This is a messenger RNA of Trematomus bernacchii (emerald rockcod), 1926 nucleotides long. RefSeq names its product methylmalonyl CoA epimerase (gene mcee). Gene Ontology annotation, biological process: L-methylmalonyl-CoA metabolic process. The transcript has 3 exons. NCBI's taxonomy places the organism in Eukaryota, Metazoa, Chordata, Actinopteri, Perciformes, Nototheniidae. The record is from RefSeq and is a predicted model, not a curated record. Gene Ontology annotation, molecular function: methylmalonyl-CoA epimerase activity. Bases 84 to 605 code for a protein of 173 amino acids. Gene Ontology annotation, cellular component: mitochondrion.
CACAUGCGUGCCCGUCUGUGUCGCAGGUAAACAGGCUCACCAGGAAACAGUUCCGCUGGUGUCUUUGGUUCCUACAUACAAACAUGGCGUCCGCCGUGCUGAAGGUUGCAGUGGCAGGUCUUUCCAGAUGUUCUGCUCUCACACUCAUGAGGGCACAUUCAACGACAGCCCCCCUCCAUCAGGGCCUACCUGGAUCCCUGUGGAAGCUGGGGAGGCUGAACCACAUCGCCAUCGCUGUCCCUGACAUGGAGAAGGCCACGGCUCUGUACCGGGACGUGCUCGGGGCCACAGUGAGUGACAAGGUGCCCCUGCCCGAGCAUGGCGUUUACACAGUGUUUGUGGAGCUCGGAAACACAAAGCUGGAGCUUCUCCAUCCUCUGGGGGAGAAGAGCCCGAUCGCUGGCUUCCUACAGAAAAACAAGUCUGGAGGGAUGCACCACAUUUGUAUCGAGGUAGACGACAUCAAAGCUGCAAUAGUGGACCUUAAAGCAAAGAACAUCAGAACUCUGUCAGCAGAGCCGCGGAUCGGCGCUCACGGGAAACCAGUGAUGUUCCUCCACCCUAAAGACUGUGACGGUGUGCUGGUGGAGCUUGAAGAGGCGUGAACACCUCAGUCUGACGUGGGAGCUGUUUAUUCACAAAUAUAUUUUCCACAGGCAGUUUGACAACAAAUCCUGAUUUUGUAAUAGGAGUCUUUACAAAACACAGAGGUUUCAUCAAUGUGCCUCAAAGUUUUUCCUUCAGCUCUGUUUUCCACUUUCCUAAUGUGUUGGGGGGGGAAAUAUAAACAUGGUGUGGUGUGUGGUUUGAUGAAUGUUCAAUAAAUACCCAUUUUAUAAUGAUAGCUGGGUGUUGACUUGACUUAAGUUCACUAUCUUACACGUGACUGCACACAGUAACUAUUACUUUUUGAAUACACCUAAAGUAUUUUUAGGUGGGUUAUUGCCUUGGGUGUAACUUAAAAUAUUAAGCUCAGUGUAUUUAGGAGGGCAGCACUAUAAAAUGUAACAUUUUAUUAGCACGCAGUUUAAACAGUGCAUAUCAAGACUUGGGUUUCUUUAUUAAAGUUGAUUAUUUAUUAUGUGAGAUCUAAAACCAUGCUUCUAGACCACCCCUAGGAGUGAAACCUGUAACAACCAGCAGGCACCAAAAGUCUGUAUCUCUUAAAAAUAAAACAAGACAGUAAUAAGAAAAGAGGAACUCGUGGUGAUGCAGGUGUACACACAUUUUUCAUUUACACUUCCUGUUAGACAUUUUUAAUUUUCUGGGUUGGAAAUCCCCCCCUACAUGCAUUUUUUCUAAGCUUUAGACGCUCUAAACAUAUGCUGUCACACAAAGCUAUUCUUUGGAACCAACCAGACAAGUGACAAUUUGCUAAGACCUUGAGACACAGAUGGCAGAUGAUCAUAAUUAGCUUCAGGUCAAGCUACUUAUUUUGGAUAUUUAGUGUAUAUUUUCUAGAAACCACAGGCGAUGGGGAAAACUGUAAUUAUAUCCUUAACAUUCAGAUAAACAUUGUAAUUAUUGUUUCUCAAUUACCAGUCUCUUGUGUCUACUUCAACUACCAAAUGUUUUGUCUGUUUAUUAGCAUACAAAUACAAUAGCCAGAUCUUUUAAACAUGUUAUUUUCAAGAUAUAACAGACCUUAUAAAUUAAGGCUUUAUAGAGAAGCUAUCACUUUACUCCCCUAACUGAAACUUUACUUAAAGAGCUAGUUCAGUUUUCUUAUGUAAUGGAAGUGAAACUGAUUAUUUUUACCCUUUUGUGUCAGUGGAGUCUACCGUUUAAUUGGGACAACAAUACAAAAUACAUUUAAACAAGAGACAAAUCAGAAUCCAGAGGGUUCGUUUUAUUUGGUUUGAUUGACAGCUGCUUGCAAAAACACAGAAAAUACAAAGUGAAGAUGCAGGUUUAGCCGACAGCAGA